Castor canadensis (American beaver) is the source of this 2924-nucleotide messenger RNA. It is a transcript of the gene Stk16, whose product is annotated as serine/threonine kinase 16. NCBI's taxonomy places the organism in Eukaryota, Metazoa, Chordata, Mammalia, Rodentia, Castoridae. Gene Ontology annotation, biological process: protein phosphorylation. Gene Ontology annotation, molecular function: ATP binding; protein serine/threonine kinase activity. Gene Ontology annotation, cellular component: Golgi apparatus; cytoplasm. The record is from RefSeq and is a predicted model, not a curated record.
GGAUUGCAGGCUGGCAGACCUGGGGCUCCGCACCGGGAGGUGGGGGGUGGGCUCUUCCACAGGCGCGCCGGAGCCGUGCACCUCCUCUGGGAGGUGCCCUGCCUUCGCCACCCCACGGGCAUGGGAGCAGGACUUGCCCGAAGGUGGGCCGGGGUUCAAGGAAGCGGCCUGGCAGACACGACGUGGCCCGAGGCUUUAAAACACCUGACCCCAGCCUCGGAGUGAGCGUCGCUAGAGCCUGUUUUCUCUAGAUCGGAAUCUAGGUUCCGAGACCUGGGCCUGAGCCCUCCGCAGUGGUACUUCAAGGGCCGUCUGGAUGGUGCCGGACCCGCGACCUGCCGUUGUUUUCCUUCCAGCAUGAUCUGCUGGGCCCCCAGUGCAUCGCCUAGAAGAGGCCACUUAUCCUGGACCAGCCUUUCGGCAGCCAGAGACCGUCCUUGAGGAGGAUGACUGAGACAUUAUGGGUCACGCACUGUGUGUCUGCUCUCGGGGAACUGUCAUCAUUGACAAUAAGCGUUACCUCUUCAUCCAGAAACUGGGGGAGGGUGGGUUCAGCUAUGUGGACCUAGUGGAAGGGUUACAUGAUGGACACUUCUACGCCCUGAAGCGAAUCCUGUGUCACGAGCAGCAGGACCGGGAGGAGGCCCAGCGGGAAGCAGACAUGCAUCGCCUCUUCCAUCAUCCCAACAUCCUUCACCUUGUGGCUUACUGUCUGAGAGAGCGGGGUGCUAAGCAUGAAGCUUGGCUACUGCUACCCUUCUUUAAGAGAGGUACACUAUGGAAUGAAAUAGAAAGGCUGAAGGACCAAGGCAACUUCCUGACUGAGGAUCAAAUUCUUCGGCUGCUGCUGGGUAUCUGCAGAGGCCUUGAGGCCAUUCAUACCAAAGGUUAUGCUCACAGGGACCUGAAGCCCACCAAUAUCUUGCUUGGAGAUGAAGGACAGCCAGUUUUAAUGGACUUGGGUUCCAUGAAUCAAGCAUGCAUUCAUGUGGAGAGCUCCCGCCAGGCCCUAGCUCUUCAGGAUUGGGCGGCCCAGCGGUGCACCAUCUCCUACCGGGCCCCAGAACUCUUCUCUGUGCAGAGCCACUGUGUCAUCGAUGAGCGGACUGAUGUCUGGUCCCUAGGCUGUGUGCUUUAUGCCAUGAUGUUUGGAGAAGGCCCUUAUGACAUGGUGUUCCAGAAGGGUGACAGUGUGGCCCUUGCUGUGCAAAACCAACUCAGCAUUCCGCAAAGCCCUAGGCAUUCCUCAGCCCUGCGGCAGCUGCUGACCUCCAUGAUGAUUGUAGACUCCCAGGAGCGCCCUCACAUUCCUGUCCUCCUCAGUCAGUUGGAGGCACUUCAGCCCUCAGCUCCUGGCCAGCACACCACCCAAAUCUGAAUAGACCAGUGGCCAUGUUGAGAAGAUAGCCCCCUAUGCCUUGGAAAGAGGCUCUUAUUCCUCAUUAGAAUCCCAUCCAUUCUACCCAGGACUCUUUACAUCUCGGGGGGUAGGGGGUAGGGCGUAGGGAAAUGGGGAAAGUGUUCUCAGUUAUGUCUGCUCUUCUCUCAUCCUCAACCUAAGCAACGGGCCUAAGGGUGGGAUGAGGAAAAGUGAAACUGAAAAAAUAUGGUACACAGCUCUGAGCUGGACUGCUGGGCUCACAUCAUGUUCUGCCUCCCAAUCUGGGUGCACGAAAAUGUAUAAACAGAAUAAAGUGAAAGCAGGUUGGUGUGCAUCUUGGUGUCGACGUAUGGAGGAGGGAAGCAUGGGGCCCAGAGUCAGGUUUCCAUUUCCACAGGAACGGCCCAGGAAAGGGACUGGUAUAAUCAGCAAUGAUGGACUUCAUUAUUCCAUUUAAGGAAGCAGAUGUUCUUACUUGAGAUCUGGCUAGUUGGCAGUGGGCAGUUCUACUUGCCUUAGACAAAAACUUAAAUCUCCUCUGGCUUUUACCUGUGCCAAGAACUAGGACCAGGGCCCCCUUAAAGCACUUAACUAGUUCUCUCCUUCCUUCAUUCCCAGGGAUGGGUAGCUUAGUUGAAGCAGCCCAGCAGGUUUGCCAGGCCAAGGAACUCUGGGUGGAGACACCUGAGGAAGCUUUGGGACUACAUAAUAGGUCUCCCAUCCUCAGCCUGGGGUAAGGGGAGUGGAGCUGGUGGCCAUUUUGACCCUGUCUCCCUGAUAAUUCUGGCUUACACAUGGUUAAUAAUUAAUGAGGUUAAUGCUGUGUGGCUGUAUCCAACAGCCACUUCCUGCCUGCUCUGCUGAGUAAACAGAUGCCUUGCCUUAGCUGGGCUUGAAACCUGUUCUCGAAGGAAGGGCACUGUGUCCCUGAAUCACUAGGGAGGGAAGGCAAGGACAGGGUUGCACCUCCUGCCCCACCUCAACCAUGCCCACCCCUACAUGCUGACGUUAGAGUAGGUCCUGGGGUGCCUAUUAGCAAAGUUGAAUUUUUCCCCAGGGCCUAGACAGGAGGCUCCCACCAGCUAGCAUGGAGGCUAAGGACGAAAUAAAGCACAAACAGAGGGGAGACAACCUGACUUUUAAUGGCAUAGCCCUAGCCCCAGCAAAGCAGCAAGACAGUAAGCUAUGCAAAGCUGCUUGUUCCCGCCCAUCCCCCAAGCUUAUGUGCCAUGGCUCCAUGCCCAGGAACUUGAGGCCAGCCCAGCCCCGUUCCCAAACCCUCAUAAAGCACACAGGAACCUGGGCCAAGCCUUGCUUCCAGAGUUGGUGAAUGCAGAAGCAACAGGAAGAAUAUAGUAGCAGUCCAACUCUCCAACACAGAAACUGCUGGACAUCAAGCCCUACUUGGAAGAUUUGUAUCCUUCAGUAGUUUGUGGCUAGACAGACAUGCUCAGGAUUUGGUCCUCAUUUUCUCCCUAUCCUGGGUGCCAUAAGACCUCACAUUAAGGUCCCUGGAAUCAUCCUUCUUGGGCCUGGUAAGGCC